AUGCCACCCAAGAAGCGCACCUCUACGGUCGCGAACGCCGACGCGACGGAGCCAUCAUCCAAACGUGUGCGCAAAUCAGCUGGCCCAGGAACCGCUGCAGCAUCGCGUCCCAAGCGAUUCCCCCAGCUCCCACCACGCGCAGCAAAGAUAAAAGCUGCUGCUCCUGCUCCUGCUCCUGCUCCCAAGCCAUCGCCUGCUAAGCGCGCCGCUACCAGCAAGGCUCAAGCACAAGAGACCCCCAGGAAGAGAGGUCGUCCAGCCGCGACAGCUGCGUCGCCAGCCGUCAAGAAAGGUAAACCCGCCAAAUCCACCGCGCCCGCCAAAAAGGCAACUGCCCCCAAGCCCAAAACCACAACGCCCAUUGUCAAAACCAAGACAACCCCUACAGGUAAGCCUGGUAAACGACGCGGUAGACCACCCAAAUCUGCCGAGCCGACUUCAACUCAAGUCGCUGGUAAGAAGAGGAAGAGGACUGCUGGUGAAUCCAAGCAAGAAUCUGCUACUGUCCCCCAAAAGUCGUCGACUGGAAAGCUUGCCAAGAAGCAAAAAGUCACCAGAGCACCUCGCACACCUGCAUUCUUGAAAGAGAAAGAGCCCGGCCUAACAAUUGAGGUGGCUGAAGAGGAUGCGUUCGGAUCCGACGGCAAAUCAUACUGGCUUAUGAAAGCGGAACCGGAAUCGCGAAUCGUCAAGGGCGUAGAUGUUAAAUUCUCGAUCGAUGACCUACGAGCAACUAGGGAGCCAGAACCCUGGGAUGGUGUUCGCAACUCUGUUGCUCGAAACAAUAUGCGCGCUAUGAAGCAGGGCGACUAUGCGUUUUUCUACCAUUCGAGUUGCAAGGUUCCCGGCAUUGUGGGACAAAUGGAAAUCGUGAAAGAGCAUUCAGUAGAUGAAUCCGCCUUUGACCCCGCACAUCCAUACUACGACGAAAAGUCCAGCCGCGAGAACCCAAAGUGGGAAUGCGUCCAUGUCGAGUUCCGACGCAAGUUCGAUCAGACCCUGACUUUGGAGACGCUCAAAUCAUAUGGUUUUCCGGGCCAGCCAUUAGAGAACAUGCAGACCCUGCGCCAGUCUCGCGUAAGCGUCUCGCGCGUCUCGCCCCAAGAAUGGAACUUUAUCAUGGGGUUGAUCGAUAAGCAAGAGGCAGGCGCGAAGAAGGCUAGUGCCAAAGCUGCCGCUAAAGAAGCCAAAGCUGCUGCUAAGGAGGCUGCCGCUACGGACAACGCUGAUACUGAGAUGAAGGACGCCGCUGAGCCCAAAACUCAAGUGAACGGCGAGGCAGAGACAGCAGAAAACACCACCGAAGCCCCGAAAGAGCCCACGACGGAGGACGCCCCCAGAUCAGAACACGAUGCCCCUGAGGAACCAGCUGCAGAGCCCGAGGCUACAUCUACAUUCCCGGCACCAGUCGACGAACAGCUACCCAAGGGUACUUCUCAGCCCGAAGAUAAACCCGAAGAUCAAAUGGAUCACGAGAAGUCGACCGGAAGCGGCAUCAAUGGUCAAACGACAGCCGAACGAAUCACUUCAGUAUUCACUAGCGCUUUCCUAGCAAACUAA
Talaromyces marneffei is the source of this 1560-nucleotide messenger RNA. RefSeq lists its product as uncharacterized. Gene Ontology annotation, cellular component: nucleus. The coding region runs from base 1 to 1560 and encodes 519 amino acids. The record is from RefSeq and is a predicted model, not a curated record. The transcript is spliced from 5 exons. Lineage: Eukaryota; Fungi; Ascomycota; Eurotiomycetes; Eurotiales; Trichocomaceae.